UGGCGGUGGCGAGUGGCGACUGGCGACGGCGGAGUGGCGGAGUGCGCGACCGUGCGCUCAGCGCUGUGCGUGCCAGUGGCAAAGGUAAGAUGGCGGCGGACGGAGAUGCGGUGAUUCCGGACCAGGAAAAAGUGCGAAUAGUCUCGGAUUUUAUAUUGCACUCGCCGCCGGGCGAGUUCAACGAGGUGUUCAACGACGUGAGAGUCCUGCUGAACAACGACAAUCUGUUGAAGGAGGGCGCGUCCGGCGCUUUCGCUCAGUACAACAAGGACCAGCUCACGCCUGUUAAGAUAGAGGGAAGUGAGCACCCAGCGCUUAUAACGGAACACAAUGACUUGGGUUCUCAGAGGUUUUACGACGGACGGAGUAAGCAAAGUUUUAAAUAUGAUCAUCUGAGGAAGGAGGCGCAAGACUAUGAACCUUAUGAGCCAGAUCCCAUAGCGGAGCCCUGGAGGUCAGCCCUUCAAGAAGAGAUAACGAAUUAUACUCAAAGUCAUUACAGACAUGGCGCUUGCUCAGUUUUUGGAAAAUCCUUUGGAGGACACGUAACGUUAACGGCGUGCAUAGAGGAUCAUCAGUUUCAACCUAAAAACUUCUGGAACGGGCGCUGGCGUUCAGUGUGGACCGUCAGUUUCACCCCGAAUUUGGGUAACGCCGAAAUGAGGGGUAGCCUCAAAGUACAAGUACAUUAUUACGAGGACGGGAAUGUACAAUUGGUCAGUAGCAAGGACGUGAAGGAGAGCCUGCCGAUCUCGAACGAGAAGCAAACGGCGAAGGAUUUGAUACGGUUUGUCGAAGAAUCCGAAAACGAUUAUCAAACGGCAAUUUCUGAGAACUAUCAAACGAUGUCGGACACCACCUUUAAGGCGCUGCGAAGGCAAUUGCCGGUAAUGCGAACAAAAAUCGACUGGAACAAAAUCGUGUCGUACAGUAUUGGCAAAGAGCUUAAAAGUCAAUAGAAAUAGAUUUUUUUAUAUUAAAAGAAAUAAUUAACAAAAAAAGCGCAUUUUGCUGCAUGAGUGAAGUCUGGAGGUGUGAUGUGCAUGGGAGCAAAUUAUAACAUUAUUAAAUAACGUUUGAUCAGAGAUAUUCGACUCAUGCAUGCCACUCAAGAUUCUUCUCGACUCCGUACUGUAUGUUGUUACAAAAAGCAAUAAAAUAAGGAGGUUAACACUUUUGGCGUUGUCAAUUGUCUCAAAAAAAUUAAUUGUGAAAACAUAACUUCUCCAAAUAAUUCUAAAUAAGUUUGUCAUAAAGUAACGUAAUGUAUGGCUUGAUUAUUUCUACAAACGUGCUAAUUAUUGUAAAAUUGAGAAUCAACAUCCGACAGUGGAACUUUUGUACAAUCAUGCUAUUUCUUCACUUUAAUUUUUUUUCAACCAUUUUCCUUAAAACUAUAUCCGUGAUAUUCGCAUUGUGCAGCAUAGUGCAAGAUAUAAUCUUUAACUUUGAAUGGACUUGAAAAUGAUAAUAACUAUCAAAGUAAAAGAUCUAUUCACUAUUUAUAAAAAAAAGGCCCGGUUUUUCAUUCUCUGGUUAAUUUGUAGUUUAGGCUUAACCUAAAGUUUAAAAUAAAAAUUGCGUUUUUCAAUUCAUGGUUGAUCAUUAAACUAAUAGUUUUGUAGUGCUAACUUUUACUAUCAGAAAACUUUACUGGUUAACUUCUGGUUUUACUAGAAGAUCUUAACCGAUCUUAUAGCUUUUUUAUGCUGAGGUAAACAGAAUUUGAGUUUUGUGCAUAUUAUUAACAAUAUUAACCCUUCGUGGUCACACUAUCUACAGUGCCAUAUAACCUAUAAAAAGACCCUUAAUGGUCUAUAAAGGUUGACGGCACGUUAAAUAUCCCAAAGAAAAAAACUACUGUUUCAAUGGCCACACCGGGGUCAAAACGACCCCAGCGACUUUAAUCGGCUGCCGUAUUUACAAUUUUCAUUAUUUUGACUUGAGAAAAUUACUGAACCUUCUUUAAAUGUUGUAAAAUCUGUCGCAAUAUUAAUUUUGUUAAUGAAUUUAAUAUUAAAUAUUGAAAAAAAUCGUAAAAAUUAAGCUUGGAGUUAGUAUAAUUUUUCUUUGAAAAAUUUUUGGAGUCAUGCUGACCCCAUAGUGACCACAAAGGGUUAAUCAACAUGGAUUUCAACAAUUUUGAUGUAAACGUUUAUAGCAGUAAUGAAGAACUUAUAAGAGACCUAAAAUAUUUCGGUGUAAAUCGAAUUAUUUUGAUGAAUUAGAUGAUCUCGAUUUCUUUUCUAAAUUUCAACUAUCAAAGCCGACAGUCGAAGGACAGAACAAUGUAUAUAAAUUAAUAUUAAUAUUUUCUUGUUAAUCGCAGUAGCUAGUUUGAGAACUGAUAUUUCAAGAUAAAUCCAUUGUUAUACGUUAUAAUUAUAUUUGUUAUUAUAUGUUAUAAUUCUAAUUGUUAUUAUAUAUUAUAAUUGUACUUGUUAACAUUAUAAUUCUCUACAGCAAAAGAAUAUAAUACCUCCGUUAUCCAUUACUUGCAUUUUCGUGGCCAAACUUGCAUUUUUUCUUGCUCGCAUAGGCUGCGUUCGCUUUGGAAAGCAUUACUCUAUCUUCUUUCAAUAUGUAAUGAGCAAUAAAGAUAGACUGACGCUUCAGCACAAAAGCACCCAAAGCAAACGCAGCCAUAAUAACUAUCAUUAGCUUAUGUGUAACAAAUCCUCUGUAAUUAUUUAUGAUAUUCAAUUUAUAUUCUUUUGUAUCGUCUCGAUUUCUGCUUUCACAGUUAUAUAAUAGCACUAAAACUUAACUAAAACUUUUAUUUUCAACAUUAUUCUUGAUUUAUUGUAUUUAUCUAUAGUAAAUGUUGCAUGAACUAUAGAUACCUACUAUUACAUGAACUAUAGUUUUGUUUGAUUUGUAAUACCAACAUCAGAAAUUUUUUGAUGGGCAAAGUUUACCGAAAGUUGAUUAACCGAUGACAAACAAUACAUUGAAAAACGCAAUAUAACAGCUCACCUGAAAGUUAAUCUUCAAGUAAAAGCAACCUGACUAGAUAAAACCUUCAAAUGAAAAACCGGGCCAAUGGUAAUGGGGAUCCUUGUUCUUAUGUUAAGUGAUUGAACUGAAGUUGAAUUCAAUGUAUUGAAUAGCUUGAGAUUGUGAGACAUAAAUAGCGAAAAAUAAAUUUAAACUAUAAUCAUGUAGUUGUGAAGUAAUGAGCAGAUAGAGGCAGUUUUUCACAAUUGACAAAAUUUAUAAAUCCUUACGAACUUUAUCAAAAAUAUAGUAACAUCAGUGAUGUCUCAUAAUUAUUUAUACAAUUUAUAUAAUAUAUAAUUAUAUUUUACUUAUAUAACGCUUUUUUUCUCUGGAGGAAAUUGUAUCUUGUAUAUUAUUAUAAUAUAUAAAUGAAAUUAAUACACGAUAUAUUAUUCACUGAGGUUAUUAUCUUAUUGAUAAUCUUGUCAUUACAACUACAUCAAUCUGCUCUAGCACAAUUUAUCUGUCACUCGAUGGUUCACCCUGACUCAAAGCAAAAUAAUUUUAAUUAUUUUAUUAUAGACAUAUUUCUAUCUGAAAUAUUAAAGACUAUGAUAUGUUGUUUACGUUUUAUUGAUAUAAAUUGUAUAAUUGUGGAACGUGAAUAGAACCUGUAAAAAAAAAAA
Molecule: messenger RNA, 3626 nt
Organism: Temnothorax curvispinosus
Lineage: Eukaryota; Metazoa; Arthropoda; Insecta; Hymenoptera; Formicidae
Gene: cpa
Product: F-actin-capping protein subunit alpha
Exons: 3
Coding region: 90-959 (289 amino acids)
Biological process (GO): actin cytoskeleton organization; barbed-end actin filament capping
Cellular component (GO): F-actin capping protein complex; actin cortical patch
Molecular function (GO): actin filament binding
Source: RefSeq, a predicted model, not a curated record